AUGAGUAGGACAUCAAAUGAUCCUUUCUUGAGUAAGUUAUGUGUUAAUGAUGAGGAUGCAAACAACAUUGUAGAUGAUGAAAAUGGGAGAGAAGUUGAAGUUAACAUACAAACUCAUUCCAUAUUUAAUGAGCUAUUACACUGGAAAAAAGAAAAACCAAUUCUAGGGAUGAGAUUUAAGGGUCCAUGGCAAGUAAAAUCAAUGUUGUGUAACUAUGCUCUAGCUAAUGGAUAUCAAUUGUGUUUUGAAAAAAAUGAUAGGACAAGACUUUUGGUGAGGUGUAGCAAGGGUCCUUGCACAUUUAGAUUAUGGGUUUCCUGGAUGAGUGAUGAAGAGAGUUUCCAAAUCAAGUCACUAAAAGCUGAGCAAACUGUGCUAGGAACUUCAAGUUUGGAUCAUUGGUUAAAGGUAAUGGCCAAGUUUGGUAUCCAAGUUAGUAUGGGGCAAUGUAGAAGAGCAAAGAAGUAUGCAUUGAAACUUGUUGAAGGUAACCUUGUUGAACAUUAUGGUGUUUGUAAGGGAGAAUUGCUUUGUGCUAUUGGGAGGGAUGAAAAUGACAAGAUAUAUCCUAUUGCUUGGGCAGUGGUUAAUGUGGAGAACAAGCAGAAUUGGAAGUGGUUUCUAGAGCUUCUCAUUGAUGAUCUACACUUGAAUUUAGGCAAUGGUUCCAGUUUAAUGUCAGACCAACAUAAGAAGAGAUUUACUGGUGCCAUAUAUCAUACCUUGUUUUGGAGAGCAUCUAAAGCCAUAACUGAGCAUGCUUUUAAAGUUGUGAUGAAAGAAAUUAAGACAUUGAACCCAGAUGCCCAUCAAUAUCUCAUGGAGAAAGAUCCUAAAAUAUGGUCAAUAGCUUUCUUUCAAACUGGAAGGUGUUGUGAUGCAGUUGAAAAUGGGUUCUUAGAAAGUUUUAAUGUUGUAAUAGUAGAUGCCAGGAAGAAGCCCAUAAUAACCAUGUUAGAGGAGAUAAGAUUAUACAUGAUGGACAGAAUCUACAACAUGAAAUUAAAGGGACAACAAUGGGGAAAUCAUAUUUGUCCAUAG
Molecule: messenger RNA, 1041 nt
Organism: Lactuca saligna
Lineage: Eukaryota; Viridiplantae; Streptophyta; Magnoliopsida; Asterales; Asteraceae
Source: the annotation of a GenBank genome assembly